Molecule: messenger RNA, 738 nt
Organism: Perkinsus marinus ATCC 50983
Lineage: Eukaryota; Perkinsozoa; Perkinsida; Perkinsidae
Exons: 1
Coding region: 22-594 (190 amino acids)
Source: RefSeq, a predicted model, not a curated record
AAGUCGCCUUCUUUUAUUCUAAUGUCGGCCAGCCAGAGAUCAUCCCUCCCGCAGAAACUCGCCCUGUUGGAUUCCCGACUAAGGGACUUCGAUACUGGCGAUGGUGGUAUCCGCUCGGUUGUGUGGGGAUACCUCUCCAGAGCCCACUUUGAUAGCGUGAAGGUUCUCGACCAUAAUGAGGGUCAUCUUAAUCACCGCAACAGCAUCGCCAACAGCCAACAAUUUCAAUUCGUUCUUAAAAAGAUGAAGGAGGACCGUCCCCUGGUGAGACGUAGAGCCUCCUUACCAUGGCACCGAGCUAUGGUCAAUGAAGUUGAGAAUACACAUCAAGUGUAUGUUGUUAGCACUCUGGUACACUUUGAAUCGGAGGCUCUUCUCAUGGGCACGGUUACGGGCGAGCUCUUUUGCGCGCCACCUCCGCCUACGCCGACUUGGCCGAGCAAUCGAGCUACGGGCAAUGUCGAACGGACUCCAAUACUCCUUGCUCGCGGGUUGGGUUGCUGUGAUGAACUGUAUGAUGUCUCUAAUGAUGGUACUAUCCGUGCCUUUAGUCGAGCUAGGGGGUGGUGUCGUGACUUGCUGCCAGUGCAAUGAAGAGAUAUGAGUAGAAGUAGUAUUAUCAUUGUUAUUAGAUUUUUUGACGUAUAUACUGCUCAAACUGGGGUAGGAUUAUGAUCUGUAUAUAUCAGAGUUUAGGACUGCUUCAGUAGCAUCACCAGACUCGACUGUUUCCCUGUC